Molecule: messenger RNA, 3190 nt
Organism: Gryllus bimaculatus (two-spotted cricket)
Lineage: Eukaryota; Metazoa; Arthropoda; Insecta; Orthoptera; Gryllidae
Source: the annotation of a GenBank genome assembly
ACGGUGCGAAUGCGGAACAGAUUCAAGAAAGCAGAUCCCGGUCGGCACGGCGGCGAUGAGGCGGAGGGCGACGACAGCGGGAGCGGGGCCGGGGGCGGGGCCUUGUGGGGGUGGAGCGACAGCGAAACGUCGUCGGGCGGGUCGGACUCGGAGGGCGGAGGAGGCACUGGAGGCGGACGCGCCGCCGCCGCCGCCCGCGUGCGCCUAGCCGCCGUGCUGCUGGUGCUGUCUCUAACGUGGCGCGCUGACCGCCGAGCGCUGCUCGCCUACUGGCCCUGGCUGCUUGCCAUCGAGCCCCUGCAGGUGAACUACGGCACCCUGGCGCGCGCCGCGACGCGGGACCCGUCUGCGCGUGUGCGCGCGGAGGCGGCGGCGGCGCUGUCGGCGGCGCUGAUGGGCGCGCGGCCCUUCCUGCGGCUGGCGGAGAACCGCGAUCGCGACCGCGGCGACGGCGAUGCGCCCUUCACGGCCUUCUCCACGGCGUUGGGCGGCGCGCUGCGCGACCUUCACCGCGAGCUGGGCGGCACGCUCUUCCGCGAGGAGGUCCCCGCCACCGCCACGCAGCUGCUGCGCUGCCUCGCGCAGCUGGCGCAGCACGCCCCCUACCGCCGCCUGGUGCCCGGGCUCCCCGCCACGGCCGCGCGCCACGCGCGGCCUUUCACGCAGCAUCGCGACGCGGCAGUGCAAGUAGCGAGCUUCACGGCGCUACGCUCAGUGGCGGCGGCGGACGCACCAGAGUCUGAGCUUCUGGCGGCGCUUCGCUACCUACCGCGCCCUGCAGCAGGCCCUGACGCCCUCCCCGACACGUGGCGUCCUGCCGCUUUCGCCGACCAGAACCAGAACGGGGAGGACGACGAGGAAGAGUGGGAGGAGGAGGUGGCGCCAGACGAGGAGGGGGAGAGCGACGUCCCCGCCGACCACCCCGUGUCCGACGUCCCUGCAGGGCAGUCGCAGAGAAGGCCCGAGUCUCACAACUCUUUGGCGGCCCCGCAGGCGGAGGCCGAGGUGGAGGCGGCGCGGGAGGCGCUGGCGCGGGGCCUGCGAGAAGGGGAGGCCCGCACGCGGCCCUGCUGGCUGGUGGCCGCGUGCCUGCGGCGGCUGGCGCCCGGCGCCGACGCCACGCCCGUGCUGCGCAUCGAGUGCCUGCAGACGCUGCGCGCCGUGGCCGCGCGCUUCUUCGCGCCGCUGCUGCAGCCGCACCUGCACUCGGCGCUGCUGCCCGCGCUGCUGCGCUGCCUCGCCAGCGCCGACGACACCGCGCUCGCGCAGGGCGACAGCGCGAGUGUGAACAGCGGCGGGAGCGGGGCGCUGCGGCUGCACGCGGCGCGUGUGCUGGAAGCGCUGGCUCUUGCGCUGGCCAAGGAGGAGGGCGAACGCGCGCUGACCGACGCGCGCGCCUUCUGGGGCCGCCUGCUGGCCGUCCGGCGUCCCACCCAGCCCCAGCCGCAGCCCCAGCCCCAGGCCCAGGCCCAACCCCCGGCGCUCGCCCCGUUGCCGCAACUGCUGGCCGCGGGCGACCCUGCGGAACGCGCAACUGCGCUCGACUUGCUCGCCGCCAUGCACGACGCCGCCUACGCAGCGCUGCCGCGUCGCGAGCAGGUGCUGGCGCUGACGCUGGCGCCGGGCGCGUUGGCGGAUGCAGACGCGGCGGUGCGCGCGGCGGCGGCGCGCGCGCUGGGGCUGAGCGCGGCGUUCCGCGAGCCGCGCGCCUCGCCGGACUUCCUAUGGACGCUGGCCGAGCGGCUGGGUGACGCGCUGCUGCACGACGCGAGCGCGACCGCGCGCGCGCGCGCCGCCUGGGCGCUGGCCGAGGUGUCCGACGCCCUGGUGGAGGACGCGCCCACCCAUGGCAGCCCGCCCGACUGCGCCGACCUGCUGCGCCUGUUGCAGGCCGCGCACCACGGCGCCGUCGACGUCGACAAGGUGCGCAGCCACGCCGUGCGCGCGGCGGGCAACGCGCUCCGCCUACUGCCCGCGCACGCGCUGGAAGAGGAUGGCGCGGGGGCGGGGCCGGAGGCGGAGCGCGCGCUCGAGGCCCUGGCACGCGCUGCCGACGCAGGCGCCUUCAUGAAGGCGCGAUGGAACGCCUGCUACGCUCUCGCCAACGCCGCGCACAACCCGGCGCUUUUCGGGCCGCGGCCCCGCUGGCAGGAUGCGGCGUGUACGACAGUGCUGCGGCUGGUGCAGCGCUGCUCCAACUUCAAGGUGCGCAAAGCGGCGGCGGCGGCGCUGGCGGCGGCGGCGACAGGGAUGACGGCGGCGGAGGCGGAGUUGGGCGCGGGAACGGCGAGGCAGCGGUUCGGCACGCAACUGGUGCCCGCAUGGAACGCUCUGCUGUCAGCCAUGGAGCGGGCGUGCGCCCCCACAGACCCCGAGGAGGCCGCGCACCGCGACGGUCUGCUCGAGCAGCUGGCGCUGGCAGCGGCAGCGGUGGCGGUCGUGGCAGCGAGCGGCGCGCCGGCGGGGGAGUUGGAGGCGCUGCGCGAGGUGGCGGACGCGCGCGCGGAGGUGGCGCGUGCGGCGGCGGAGGCAGCGCUGCGCGCCCGCCCGCCCGAGCGCGCCACCCCGUUGCUGACGGCGGCGGAAGCACUGCGGGCCCGCGCCCGGGACCCGGGACCCGCCCGCGCCCACGCCAUCGCCCUGCGCGCACUCUUCCUGCCUGGGGGCGACGCCCUCAACAUCGUCCUCUCGAGCCACCCUGGGGCCUAGCGACGCAACGCAAGCUGGAAAUCGCCAUUCGACCCGUCAAUGUGGGGUUUUAAUACUCGCCUUUCCGAAAACUUGGACACUGAACACGAAAAAAUCAGUGCACAGCGGACAAUGAUGAACGAUUAUUGUGCGGAGAUUUAUGAAUUUGUUUUAAAUAUCGUAAUUUUAAGUUUUUAAAAUUGUGAUAUAAUUAUAUAUCUUUCAAUUUUCGUACAAAAUCCCUUACAUUUUCGCCAAGAGAAGGGUAUUUUCAAUCUUUAUCAUUAAUUUCAUUAUAUGUCGGUGAUAAUGUGGUAGUGAUGCUGACGUUUCCACGUUUUAGAUCUCUUCCUUUAUGAUAUUGACUUACGCCUUAACAUAAAAAGGAAGUUUUUUAAUUUUGUAUAAUUAAUAAUAAUUGUAUAAUGAAGAAAUUAUGUAAAUUGAUAAAUUUAUCCUUAUAUUUUGUACAAAUAAAAGAAAACAAUGUUCACUUUUGUAA